AUGAGGAAAAAGAGAGGAAAGAGAAAUGAGGGAAGUUUGCCCAUUCAGGACCUUCAAACGAGUGGUAGUUAAGGUGUGACAUUGAAAGACCCAAUUCACCUAAGAGAUUUUAAUCCAAUUUGUAUUCCCUAUAAUGUGACUGAACUGGAACAAGAUUUUAAAGCUGGGUUGCUGGAAAUAUGUCCUAGCUCUUCAGCUCUGCCUUUUUUAUCUUCAGCUAAAGGACCCAGGCAAACAGAGGACGAAGUCAGAGCUUUCAUCAGCAGUGAUGUUAAUGUCUGUAAAGAAGAAUUAGUUUUCAAAGUGUACAUUUAUAUUCAAUGA
Porites lobata is the source of this 324-nucleotide messenger RNA. The record is from the annotation of a GenBank genome assembly. NCBI's taxonomy places the organism in Eukaryota, Metazoa, Cnidaria, Anthozoa, Scleractinia, Poritidae.